GUCCCAAAGUCGUCUUCCGAUCAAUAUGGGAAAUGCUAGUGGUCGAGCCUAUCACUCUUGUUUACAGUCAUGGCGGCCAAUCGUGUCUCGUGUGGGAUAGAAUAUUCAAAUGUCUAUGAAUUAAACGACUGUCUGCAGGAGUCGUCAAGGGCUGGGUAUGAUUUCAUAUCCAUUCCCGUUGCACAUCCGAGGUUUAGGAGGGAGCACAUGGGUGGAAAGGCUAAAAAGAGAGAUGGCGCCUUUACCAGAUCUGAUUUACUCCUCAGUAGUUCAGAGUGGAAUAGUUUAAUAGUAGGACGUCUGAGCCAGGCGCCCAUUUUGAAUUUAGAAGCCUCUAACCAAAGUCUUCGUCUUAAUAGUGAAGAAAUCCUUAACCAGGAGUUAGUAUUUGCUUCACAUUUAGGUCUCCCAGCCAUCACCUUUUCUCUAAGCACAGAGCGAUGCACAAAUAUUGCUAGGUUAAUCCAUAAUAGAACCAUACAAGGCGUCUGCUAUCAGAUUUGGGUCAGAGUACCACUUCAAGCACCAGAAGAGGUUGCGGCCCAGUACCGCUCAGAUAAAGAGGAGAGUGAAGAUGGAUUUGCCAUUGACACAUGGAGGUGGUGGAAUAAGUUUCACAGUGUUUGUGGUAUAGAAAGGAAAAUUGGCCUUGCAUUAGAGGUAUCUGCUAAUCUUCCAGAGCAGAGCGUGAUUGACAGAUGGAUGGGUGAGCCAAUCAAAUGUGCUCUUCUCCCAACUUCUAUUUGGUUAACAAAUAAGAAAGGAUACCCAGUUCUUUCAUUUGCGCAUCAACGCCUCGUAAAAAGCUUGUUCAAGUUACAUGCACAGUUUAUUGUUUGCGGACCUUUGAGACACCAGCAUUACAAACUAUAUCAGCAGUAUUUGGAUCAUAUCAUAAGAACACAAACAGAGAUGGACCCCUUGACAGAUUUUGCCCGAGGUUACGAAGAUUAUCUUCAGUGUCCAUUGCAGCCUCUGAUGGAUAAUCUUGAGAGUCAAACAUAUGAAGUGUUUGAGAAAGAUCCCAUUAAGUAUUCUCAGUACGAAAAGGCUAUGCAUUUAGCUAUUAUUGACAAGAUUCCGGAGGAGGAAAAAGACACCAAGGAAAUUGUCUUGAUGGUUGUUGGGGCAGGCCGUGGUCCUCUGGUGCGAAGAGCAUUGUCAUCUGCAAAGGCAGCUCAACGGAAAAUUAAAGUCUACGCUGUAGAAAAGAAUCCAAAUGCUGUUGUCACAUUACAAGCACAGCAAGAUGAAGACUGGGGAGAGCAGGUAACGGUUGUCUCGUGUGAUAUGAGAGAAUGGAAUGCUCCAGAAAAGGCUGACAUCUUGGUGUCAGAGUUGUUGGGUUCAUUUGGCGACAACGAACUGUCCCCGGAAUGUCUUGAUGGUGCUCAAAAGUUUUUGAAAGAUGAUGGAAUAAGCAUCCCGAGUAGUUACACUUCGUUCUUGUGUCCACUCCAGUCACCAAAGUUGUUUAAUGAAAUAAGACACAGCAGAGAAAAGGAUAAGCAUAUUUAUGCUCACUUUGAGACGCCAUACGUAGUUUACUUACACAACAAGAAAGAAUUGGCACCGACUCAACCACUCUUCACAUUCUCACAUCCCAAUAAAGAUAAAGUCAUCGAUAAUAGAAGAUACAAAGCCCUACAGUUUCAAAUAACUACAGAUAAUGUUGUUCACGGAUUUGGUGGUUAUUUUGAGGCAGAGCUAUAUAAGGACAUAACAUUAUCUAUCAAGCCUGAAACUCAUUCCAAAGGGAUGUUUUCUUGGUUUCCUAUACUUUUUCCAGUAAGGGAUCCAUUUCCUGUCCGUGCUGGCGAAGUGGUGGAAGUACACUUUUGGAGAUGUACAACGAAGAAGAACGUUUGGUACGAGUGGUGUGUCACUUCCCCAAUUGUUGGCUCCGUUCAUAACCCCAACGGACGCGCUUACACCAUUGGGUUAUAACAUUUAGUUCCUGUAGGAAUAUAUUUUUAUAUACAUAUAUAGAGAUAUUAUAUAAAAAUUGAACAAACUGAUUUGAUUGUAAGCUCUUUCGUUUUCGUAUGCAUAAAUUUGGCUUGUGAAAAUAGGUUCAGUUGUUUAGAGGUCCAGUUUUGUAAUAGUUAUGUUGAAGAAUAAUUGAAGGCGA
Macrobrachium nipponense is the source of this 2131-nucleotide messenger RNA. It is a transcript of the gene csul, whose product is annotated as protein arginine N-methyltransferase 5-like. Lineage: Eukaryota; Metazoa; Arthropoda; Malacostraca; Decapoda; Palaemonidae. The coding region runs from base 70 to 1947 and encodes 625 amino acids. The transcript is spliced from 12 exons. Gene Ontology annotation, cellular component: cytosol; nucleus. Gene Ontology annotation, biological process: regulation of DNA-templated transcription; peptidyl-arginine N-methylation. The record is from RefSeq and is a predicted model, not a curated record.